This is a messenger RNA of Diorhabda carinulata, 1126 nucleotides long. RefSeq names its product protein spaetzle-like. The coding region runs from base 1 to 615 and encodes 204 amino acids. Gene Ontology annotation, biological process: innate immune response; central nervous system formation; regulation of Toll signaling pathway. The transcript has 7 exons. Gene Ontology annotation, cellular component: extracellular region. Gene Ontology annotation, molecular function: Toll binding; growth factor activity. The record is from RefSeq and is a predicted model, not a curated record. NCBI's taxonomy places the organism in Eukaryota, Metazoa, Arthropoda, Insecta, Coleoptera, Chrysomelidae.
AUGGUGCAUCACCAUUCAUUUGUUCGGCCCCACUCGCACUGUAUUUACAGUUUUUGUAGAUUCAAUUCUAAUUUUUUUGCAGGAUCUGCAAUAUUGUUCCCAGACGAUCUAAACUUCGUUUUGGACGAGGCACCAGCAUGUGCUACAGAUUCAACAUAUUGCGAAGAAUAUGAAGACUACCCGGAACAACAUUUAAAAAAUCUUUUGAACUGGCAUCAGAUGAACAAGAAUCUCUUCAGAAUUGAUGUAGCACCAUUAUUAGAUACCAGAGACGAUGAUGAAGAGUUUGUUUGCAAAUCUAGAGUUACAACAAUAUUUCCAAAAAUAGCUAAAAAUACAAGGAACGCAUGGAAAAUUAUUAUAAAUCAAGGAGACAACGAAGAAUAUAAACAGGGUGUGGUGGUGGAAAGGUGCUUAACGGCAGGUAGAAAAUGUGAUGUUAUUGGUGAAAAGUCGCAAUACUUCAUCACAGCUUGUAAACAGAAAUACAUCUAUAGACGUCUCCUUUCUUUAAACGAUGUCGGUUUACCUGAGUUAGAUAGUUUCAAGCUUCCUUCAGCAUGCUGUUGUUCAUAUAGAAGGAAAUUUGAUUUUCGUUUCCAAUGGAGAACUUAAAAGCAUCUGAUGUCCGUCCAGUAUUUUGGCAAUUCUAAAUCAACAAGGAUCCGCAAUAUUGUUCCCGGAAGAUCUCAACUUCGUAUUGGAUGAAGCACCAGCAUAUGCUACAGAUUCAAAAUUUUGCGAAUAAUAUGAAAAUAGCCCGGAACAACAUCUACGGAAUAUUUUGAACUCGCAUCAGAUGAACAAACAAAUUUCUUCGGAAUAUGAUGUAGUACCAUUAUUAGGUAAAAUUGCAUACCUUAGGUGAAUACGAUUCCUUCUUCUAUUAAGGAUAUACUUUUACAAGAGGCUACUCAUACUGCGAAGCACAAUCAACUGAAGCUGAGGAAUAUAUCUUAGAAGAGGAAUAUAUUAUAGAAAGGUCAGAUGAUGAUGAAAAUAGAAGAAGUGAAGUGUAGAAUGAUGAUGAAGAGAAUUAAUGUAAAAACUAAUGUAGAUUACAUUAAAACUAAUAAAAUGUAUUGUAUUUAUUUUUUUUUCAUACAUGUCACUCGUACUAUAUGCA